AAAUCAUUGGAGGGAAGGAAAAUGUUCUGACAAAUGACAACAUAGGAUAUUUAAAUAACGUUGGUUAUUACUGUUAUGUUUAGUAAAAAGGCUAUCAUUUAAUAGCUAUUGCCUCUUUCCAAGAAAGAAAAUCUAGUUAGCUAACCUUAGCAACUAGCUGCCGUACUACAGUACUGCGUGAUUUAUAAAAACAUUGUUAGCUAGCGAGCUACUAUAGCUUCUGCAACGUAAAGUUACGUAUUUAGCCCAGGCGCGCCAAAUAUUUUUCAAUUGCAGCCAAGUAACGUUAGCUCGUAAAAAAGUUAUGAAGUUGUGAACUACUGAGACUUGUGGUGAUAGAAUGAAUCCAUGUUAGUGGUUUUAAUGUUUGCUAAGUUAGCCAGACCUAGCUAAUCAGGUGCUGACUGUUCGAAAUAAUAUUUUGACUAUAUAGCUUGCAGCAGUUUUUCUUGGACUGUAGUUGUUUUGAGACUACUGUGGCAACACUAGUUACCUUGUGUCCAAAAGACAGAUCAACAUGGCGAAAAGAAGGAACCUGUCCAAUUUGGUGGUGUCAUGUGAAUGGGCGUCCUGCUCCUACAAAGGCAAUAGCAUGGAGGAGCUCAGUGAUCACAUGUCACUGCACCUGAAAGAUCACCUAGGAGACAGAGAUGCCAUGGAGGAACUAGAUGACUAUGCGUGUCUCUGGGAGGGCUGUGAGUUUCUGUCUAUGGGCAGCCCCAGGGAGCUGGAGAUUCACGCCCACUUCCACACAUUCCACAGCAAACUCAAGUUCAUCGGCGCACAGCUGUUGAAGUCCCACCCCAACUUUCCCAGCUGCACGCAGGACCUCCACAGCAACAACCUGGUCCCGGAGGUUUCCGAGGGCCUCGUGUGUCAGUGGGAGCACUGCGAUAGUACCUUUAACAACCCAGAGUGGUUCUAUCGCCAUGUGGACAUGCAUGCCCACUGUACUGGGCUCUCACCUCUCCCUGACCAGCAGCAGGCCAUCUUCUGCAACUGGAAAGAUUGUGAUGCAUUCUUUAAAAUCAAGUACCGCCUGCGGGAGCACCUACGCAGCCACACACAGGAGCGUCUGGUAGCCUGCCCAACCUGCGGCUGCAUGUUCUCCAGCAACACCAAGUUCUUCGACCACAUCCACCGGCAGGCUGAACCAGAGGAGUCUCUGGUGUGUGAGCAUUGUGACAAAGGCUUUGCCAACGAGAGACUAUUGAGAGACCACGUACGACAGCAUGUAAACCAUAUCAAGUGUCCCCUAUGUGACAUGACCUGUACCUCCCUGGCCACGCUGAAGAUCCACAUCAAGUUCCGCCACUGUGACGAGCGGCCCUUUCCCUGUGACUUCUGUGAGAGCAGCUUUAAAAACCAGCACGACCUGCGGAAGCACAUGGAGACCCAUAACGAGGGAGCAGCCUACCACUGCUCUGUAGAGGGUUGUGAAUACUCCUCCCGAAUGUCCCACACCAUGAACCAGCACUACAAGAGAGUUCACAAGGGUGGAGUGGUCCCAAAAUACAAAUGUCAUCUCUGUGACAAAACCUUUGCUUGGUGUUACACGCUCACUCUUCACCUUCGCAAGAAACACCACCUGAAAUGGCCCUCAGGACACUCCCGCUUCAGAUACAAGGAGGAUGAAGAUGGCUACCUGAGGCUGAACAUGGUGCGUUAUGAGACCGUGGAGGUGACUCAGGAGAUCAUGAAGAACAUGGCUAAGAAGAGGACGCUCCAUAAGGGCCCUGGGUCAAGCAACCGAGCUAAAAGAGCUACCACCCGCGCAUCCAGGACUCGCGGCUCACCGGCUGGCUCCUCCUCCCCCUCGUCGUCCUCUUCCUCAUCCUCCUCCGAGCUCUCCGCGGGGGAAGAGACGUCAGGCCAACCCAGCCCCAGAGGCUGCAACUCGCCUGUGUAUUGCGUCCUUAGUAACGUGCCUGAUAUGGGGGACGACGCUGACCCCAUGCAGGAUGGCUCUGAAUCGUGCAGUCCCUCCGGGGCUGUAAGGGCCCUGACUGAAGUGGCCAGGGGCCUGGGGAUGGAUGUGGUGUGAUCACACCCACCUUAUUCUAGUUCACUCUUGACACAGACACUACUUCGGCCUCCGGCCUUGCUUCUGUAGACUGAAGUCAUAUUUCCUGGCGAACAAUGCAGCUUUCGGUAUUUAACACUGCCAUUUCUCUACGAAAUGAGCGCUAAGCUUCAGCUCUUAUGAAAAGGAUGGACUCAAAUAUUUUUCUGGACCAGUGUUGGAGGCCUCUAUUGUUGCAGGUGUAAAUAUCUCUUGUUACUGCUGCAAAUGGCUUCACCUGUGGUGGACUGUGGUGCAGAAAAUGUUAGUUUUUCUCUGGGAGGGAUCUGACAACAUGACCAUGUGAAGAUUGUGAUAGUGCUCACUAUUUCUGAUCAAAUGCUUCUUUUGAAAAGUGUUAAUUUAGCAGUAUUAGCAUCAGUUUAGUGCUAUCUCAGAAUGUAAUUCCAUAAACAGCCGAUUUGAAUCAAACUCAGGUGAAAUGUCUUUGAAGUCCAUGUUUUUGAAACUCUGCUGUCCAUUCAGUCAUAAAUAGGUUUUACUUUAUGGCUACAGGAUAUUUUCAGUUAAUUAACACUGUAGGUUUUGAUGUUACCUUUUUUUUUGUAUGCUACUCUUUGGAACAGUAACUGGACAAACUAAGUUUUAUGAAGUUGUUUG
Esox lucius (northern pike) is the source of this 2683-nucleotide messenger RNA. RefSeq lists its product as uncharacterized. The record is from RefSeq and is a predicted model, not a curated record. Gene Ontology annotation, biological process: regulation of transcription by RNA polymerase II; anatomical structure development. NCBI's taxonomy places the organism in Eukaryota, Metazoa, Chordata, Actinopteri, Esociformes, Esocidae. The transcript is spliced from 9 exons. Bases 518 to 2044 code for a protein of 508 amino acids. Gene Ontology annotation, molecular function: RNA polymerase II cis-regulatory region sequence-specific DNA binding; DNA-binding transcription factor activity, RNA polymerase II-specific.